Messenger RNA from Serinus canaria (Common canary), 3926 nucleotides. It is a transcript of the gene TNFRSF13B, whose product is annotated as TNF receptor superfamily member 13B. Bases 107 to 838 code for a protein of 243 amino acids. The record is from RefSeq and is a predicted model, not a curated record. Gene Ontology annotation, cellular component: plasma membrane. The transcript has 5 exons. Lineage: Eukaryota; Metazoa; Chordata; Aves; Passeriformes; Fringillidae. Gene Ontology annotation, molecular function: protein binding.
AAAUCUCUCUAAGAAUAACCCUGGGCCAUGCAGGGGCUCCGUGCUGCAGCUCGAGGGGCCAUGGCUGGAGCCCAGGGGGAGUAGCCACUGCUGGAGAGCCAGAUCCAUGGAUGGGCCACGAGCAGGGCAGGAUGCCAUGAAGAACUGCACUGACCAGGAGUACUGGGACACCCUCGUUUCCCAGUGCAUCCCCUGCAGCCUGGCCUGCAGGCAGUCCCUGGCCAGGAAGUGUGAUGCUGUGUGUGAGUCCAUGGACUGCAACAAGAGGCCGGGAUUUUACUACGAUGAUCUGGUGAAGACCUGCAUCAGGUGCAGCUCGGUGUGCGGGCAGCAUCCCCGGGAAUGCGCCCCGUCCUGCGAGCCCACGCCCGCGGCCGUGCUGGAGCAGAAGGCGUGCGCGGAGCAGGAGCCGUGGCUGGCGCUGUGGCUGCUGCUGGGGCUCUGCCUCUGCAGCCUCGUCUGCUCGCUGCUCCUGGGCUGGACUCACCUGCGCAGGAGGGGAGAGCCCGGCUCCUGCCAGCCCAGCGCCGGCAGCUGCCACUGCAGGGAGGACCCUGCCAAAGAUGGGCUGGUGGAAGCUGCCAGCGUUGGUGAGGGGUUCACCAGCAUCAGAAUCCCAGAGCCAGUGGAAACCUGUGGCUUCUGCUUCCCUGGACAUGGCUCUGCAGUACAAGAGACCAAACCCUGCCCCAGCAGCUCCUGCCACCCCGGGGAAAGGGCUGCUCCCUCCUUCUCUGGGAUCUGCAGCACGGGGAGCGCCGGGGCCCUCCCCAGCCCUGAGGAUGGCCACUUCAAAAUCAUCUGCUCUCCUGCCCAGGAGAAGGCACCCAUGGUGUGACCACAGGGGUGUCCCAGCACGGGGCCACCAUGGAGGGAUGCUCCCUCUGCCCCCAAACCAAAGCUGCUUCACCCUUUGUUGCCAGGAACAGCCUCUGCCCAGCCCGGGCUGUGCCAAGGGCUGCAGGACACAGACAGGGCUGGAGGUACCAUAGAGCUGUUUGCUUCCACUCAGGAAACCAAAUUCCCAUUAUUCUUGUGAAUUCCCAGUGAAAGAAGUCACUUCCCAAGUAGCAGCAUCCUCCAGCUUGACCUGGGUGCAUGCCAGCCCUUGGGGACAUCUCAUGGGGACUUUUCAUCCUGGAUCCAUCCCUGCAAAGGAUCCCUGCUCUCCUCUCCCUGCCUGGAGAUUCCUUCACGAAUCAGAACAAUUUUCAGCACAGCUGUAAAUGUCUCAAAUGUGGAAUUGGAUCCGAGGAUUUACUGGUGGAAUUGAUAAGGAGCCAGCGUGGGAAGCUCCACUGCCAGUUUCCAGCACUGCCAUGGGUGAUGGGGAGGCUUUGCCUCAGGACCAGGACACGAUGCUGCACAUGAGGAGCUGGGACAGGCACCAAAACCCUCAAUGGAACUGGGUUUAAAUAUGAAAAUUCAUCCAAGGCUGAGAUCUUUCUACAAAAUUGGAUUUAUGUAUAUCUGACCUGGGUUAUUCUGAAGAGCUGGUAAAAGUGAGGAAUCAGCUGAAGAUAAAGCUGCUUUGAGAGAAUAUUUUUAUCUAGCCUGUCUUUGAAAGCUAUCAUAGAAAAAUAGGGGUUUCAAUGUGUAAUUUGGAGUUCUCAUUUCCACUAAAGGAGACUGUAGGAAUUUUUUUUUUUUUUUUUGCAAGGAAUCACUCCUGGUAGGAGCCCAUCCCCUCCACUGUCUUAAGCUAGAGCUUUAAACUUGAAAGAAUAAAUGUAAUUCAAAAUAUGCACAACUUGGUGCUGGGAAAGCAGACAGCUGGAGAAAACAUGAGCAGAGUAAUGAGAUUCUACACCUUCUACAUUACACUUUCCUUUAAAUGUAAAUACUUCCUUAUCAUUAACAAAGGCAUCACCUGGGAGGUUCAGCCUCUCACUCUGGUCACCUCCCACAGUCCAUGGACCUCCCAACAUCCAGACCAGAGCUGGGAUCACUGCUCCAGGUGAAGGUUUUGCACUUACCUUGGGGCAGCACCAGCACAUCGUCCCCUGGCACCAGGGCUGGGAAUGCCCCCAGCUCUGUGCUCCCUCUGCCCAAGCUCUUCCCAGCAAGGACAGGGAAUUCAGGAGAAGGAAAACCCUCAGCAGCAGCCAGUGCCUCCCCAGGCUGCCCCUUCCAGCAGGGAGCUCCUGGGGACACCUGGAUCCAGCCCAGCUCUGGUGCCCUACAGACCUUCAGUGCCACCUCCAGGCCAUGGUCUUACACAAAGAGAUCCAGAACCUUAUUUAAAAACAGGACAGAAUUAAGUGAACACGUGCCACCAGUGCUGCAAUUAGGGCAUCCCUGCAGGAUCAAGAGGCAUCAAUUAUUCAAAUGAGAAGGAUUUUAGGGCCAUGUCUGUGCCAGUGAGAGCAGGAGCUCACCCUGUGUGGCACCAGGAGCCCCAGCUGGCUCAGGAGGUCACUCACCUCACACCCAAGCAAAGCCAGGGCUGCUCCUCCUGUCACCAUGUGGUGUCUCAAAAAUUGGGGAAAACUCAUCAGAGGCCAAGUCCUGCCCAGACACAAGAAGGGCACCCUCACCCUCCCCUCCUUGUGGGAAUGUAACUAAAAUUAUCAGCACAGAAAAGGUAACAGAGAGCAACUUGAACAAAUUAGCAGGAAAAUAACAAACACCCUUAGCUGGAGACCCAAGAGGAAUCAGUGGAUUUGGCAUUUUACAGCCACUGGCCAGCAGCUCUGAAGGAUCAUACCUGGAGACAUCAGUUCCAGUGUUAGGGGGACACUAUGAACAGGACACCAGCAAUUCCAGAUGGGACCAGUCCAACCACAUGGAAUUGAGGGCAUUGAUUCCGAGCAGGAUCCCCCGCCCAGGGUUUAACCAAUUCCCACAUUUCUGCUUUUUCCAUCAGGCAAAGCUUGAUCUCUACUAGAGUGGCUGAGAGACAUGAAAAUGUAGCUAAAAGCACUUUCUGGCUAUUUUUGUGUCCCCUGUAGAGCUGUGUUCACUGCUGGCAGGUAACAGAACACACCCCACCGUGAGCCUGCAUGGCUGCACCACUCUUUGUUUCCAGUCAUUUCUGCAAAUGCCUCCUCCCAACAGACCCAGCUGUGCAGAUAGAAAAUAUACCUCAAAAUAAACAAGUCAAGCCCAAACUGCUGCCCUGGAUGAGGAGCUGUCACUGCUGGCCGUCAGCACAUCAGGGAGCCUUUGCCUCACUCUCCCUUCGGCUGUUCCGUGGCCGGCGUUUUCCUACAGGCGAUGCUGAAGGAGUUCCGCGGAGGAACCUCCCGGGAAUAAUUCCGUGCAGGAGCUGCGGGGCUGCUGCUGGAGGGAUGGAGGGGGAGAGAGAAGGCUGUGUUUGAGAGAAAGCAGCAGGAGGGGUAGCGCUGCUCAUACGCCAGCAGCUGCUCUUCCAUUUUUAUAGGAAAAGGGAAAAUGCUGUCCCCUCCUCUCAGAACCAUGGAUUUACUGCUGCUGGAAAUAGAACCUGGUGUGAUUCGGGAACGGACACGGGGGGUGGGCUGGUAGGCUGGAGAGGGGGGAAGAAAAGAAUAAUAGACCUUUGAAUACGCUAAGAAUUCUGCUUUUGAAACCAGAGAGAGAGAGCCUUGAAAGCUCCCCCCGAGAACCAUCUGCGCCCGUGCAGGCGCACAGAGCAGAACCCUCUCCACCAGAUGGGCGGGGAGGAAAAAUUAAGGGUGAUUUAUACGGCUCGGCUGCCUCGUCCCUAAACAAUUUGUUCCUGAAGGCUUAACAAAGCCGGCUGCAGCAGCUCCGCCGGCUGAGCGUGUGCUGUGAAAAACAGAAUUCAUUAAAAGGGCAGCCAAAGGCUCAGACUUCGGCGCCACAAAGCGAAGGCAGCGCCGGAGUCAUCCUCAUCCUCCUCCUCCUCCUCGGCGGCGCCUGCCGCGGGGUGGCAGUCCCGGUCCGGCCGGGAUGCAGCGCAGCAGCGCUGGGGAUGACGAGAG